Carlito syrichta (Philippine tarsier) is the source of this 336-nucleotide messenger RNA. Its product is annotated as ATP synthase subunit epsilon, mitochondrial-like. Gene Ontology annotation, cellular component: mitochondrial inner membrane. The transcript has a single exon. Gene Ontology annotation, biological process: proton motive force-driven mitochondrial ATP synthesis. The record is from RefSeq and is a predicted model, not a curated record. The coding region runs from base 31 to 186 and encodes 51 amino acids. Gene Ontology annotation, molecular function: proton-transporting ATP synthase activity, rotational mechanism. NCBI's taxonomy places the organism in Eukaryota, Metazoa, Chordata, Mammalia, Primates, Tarsiidae.
UGGCCCGAUGCACUCUGCUCUCGUGACACAAUGGUGGCAUACUGGCAACAGGCUGGACUCAGUUAUAUCCGAUACUCACAGAUCUGUGCAAAAGCAGUGAGAGAUGCACUGAAGACAGAAUUCAAAGCAAACGCUGAGAAGACUUCUAGCAUCAGCGUAAAAAUUGUGAAAGUAAAAAAGGAAUAAUCUACCCCGAACUUGAAAUGCUACAUUUACAAGGUGAAGAUGUGUGGGCACAUGUUAUGGCAGAUUGAAAAAGAUCUCACUUCAUGAAAAAAAAUACCUGUCUUGUUCAUAAAUUGACAUUGCCAAUAAAUUGAAGUAUGGCUCAUUCUU